Messenger RNA from Trypanosoma conorhini, 10809 nucleotides. Its product is annotated as putative neurobeachin/beige protein. Bases 1 to 10809 code for a protein of 3602 amino acids. Lineage: Eukaryota; Euglenozoa; Kinetoplastea; Trypanosomatida; Trypanosomatidae. The transcript has a single exon. The record is from RefSeq and is a predicted model, not a curated record. Gene Ontology annotation, molecular function: protein binding.
AUGCCGGCGCUGUCUGAGCGGGACCUGUUGAGUGUGGAGAAGUUCUCCAAUGCCAUGAAGGCGGCGCUGGAGCUGAGAAGUCGGCAGGCAAAGUUGCGGCACACCGACGCACAGGCCACCCCAUCCCCAUCCACCGCCGUGCCAGGCGAUGCAGCGGAGUUAUUGGCAGAAGGGCGUCUUUGGGCAGAGGCUGCCGUGGUGUUUUGGCGUCUCGCCAGUCGCCAGCAGAUGCACCUGUUGUCCUAUGCAACCACCGACGCCGCCCGCGACCUCUGUGGCCUCUGUGACGGAUUGCUGGACCACAUCCGCACCACAUUUGAGAGCCUUGGGCCCAGUGCCACGCCUCUGCAGGUUGUAGAGUCUGCCGCCUCCUUCGCCACCGAACACAUUUUCUUUUUUUUGAGUGCCUUUUGCUUGCCAAAAAGCUGCAUCAACAUGGCGGGUGGUGAGGAGAGGCUUGGGAGGGAGGUUCACGGUCAUGUGUGCAAGGUGCUUGCGGAGCAGGAUCACCUGCGGUGGAUGACGCGUUUGUUUCGUGCCUUUUGUGAUGAGUCAUGGCGGAUGUAUUCGGAAAGGGGCAGCAUUGCAGGGGCCGCCGUCUCGGCCACGCAUGACGUGCUGCGAUGUCUUUCGCACUGUUGCGCCGUAAGUGAGGCGUGUGCGCAGGUGCUCAUUUACACCGAGCCCAGACCGCUCGUGGCGCAGUUGCUGUACGGUCUGCGUCUGCGCAUCUCCAACAACGCCCUUAUUCGCCCCCUCGUCAGCGACGGCUCCGCGUGGGAGGGCGGGGGCCGGCCACCGACCCCCUUGCCCCCUUCGGGCCUGCGUGUGCCCACCCGCAAGGCGGAACUCGCAGAGUACCUGGCCGCUGGGCGGAAGAAUGCGUAUGACGCGUUAAGUAGGGAGGCCCUCAAUGCCGCGGUGGCCGCUGUGAAGAAGGCUGCGGCGCAUGACACACCUGACGUUGUCGUGGCCCUAUGCCACAUCAUAGAGGUUAGCUCGCGUAGCAUCGUGCCGCCACAGAAGGAAGAAGAAAAGCUGCCAAUGGGUCUGCAGAUUGCCAUGUAUGAAAAUGUGAUGAUGGCGUGGGAUGCACUUUGCCAACUGAUAAUAACAAAGGACGACGACCCAUUACGUCACGACAUCGUUGUUCGUCAAGAGGCCGUUCUGCAGCAGCUUCUUAAUUACGACCUGGCAGGGUGUGUACGACGUCUGCUGCAGCAUUGCCCAGACAUUGUGGACUGCGAUCGAACACUCUUUGAGACGAUAGCAAUGUUUUGUACCCCUCCCUCUACAAGUAGCAAGAGGCGCCGCCCAUCAACACAGGUGACACGCAUAGAGCACUCCGCACACCGCAUUACUGGGAGCAUUGAUUCCUUAACUGGAAGCAUGUGCAGCCGAAGUGAGUCAGGGUGUUCCCUCACCAGCAGCAUCCAUCUGCCACGACCAACUCCGCCUGAAGCCGCGGCGACCCGCCUGUCGAGUCGUGCUCGACCGCUGUGGCCGGGCUUUUGGCCUGCUGCGUCUCCUACUGCUGCUGGUGGCAGCCAGUUUGCCUAUGCGCACGUCACUUCGUGCCCGGCGGCGUUGGAGAGGGAUCCCAGCGGUUCGCCGCAACUACGGGUACCCGGCGAUGCGGUUUUUGAUUAUACGUCAUCGCCGGUUUUUUUGCCGGCGUAUGUUGAUGGGGAGGAAUGGUGGUACAACAACAAGCUGUACGUGGAUCUUGUACACAGUCUGACUCAAGUGCUGAACGAGGCCUUUACAAACGUCACCACGCCGCUCUCACUCCGUCUGUUCCUUUGCACUCUGCUCGCGCAGAUCAGUAUGCGUAGCUCCAGUGCUUUUGCGGCGUCCGAGGGACGACUGGUGCUGCGCUCAUUUCUUAGGACAUUACGUGCAUGCGGCCAGCGUCCACGGAUGGCAUCUCCAGCAGCCUAUAGCUCGCCAUGCGGGGGGGAGGAGCAGAGUGUUUCACGCAGGAUGAGUCCCGCUACGCAUGGAAAGGAGGGUGGAAAAGGUCCUCAUGAACCAAUGGACGAGGAUACGAUGUGUGCCCUGCUGGCCCACAGAAUUGUUGCGGCCAUCUGGCACGUUUACCAGGUUUUGCACUUGCUACCACUGUCAGGCGAGAUGGUGGACAUUAUCGAGCUGCCUCUACUGCCCUUGCGUUGGGGAGGGGAGGCGGAGCCAGCGGAGGUGGAGGAGGGGGCGACAAGAACGGCUUGUGGGGACCGCAAAGCAUUCACAGGCCUUUUUGCCCCGCUAGUGCGAGUGUGGUACACGGGCCUCCUGAGCAACGAUGAUGAGGACUUUAACAAGCGCUCACAGGAGGUAUUGAUGGAGGUGUUUCUGGGCCUGCUUAAAGUGGGCGGGGCGGCGCUGACGGCGUCGGAGGUUCCAGGCGUCUCCGCGGCGGCCCCGGCUUCUUCCACGCCGAGUGCAACACCCACGUGGGUGGCGUCGCGCUCGACGGAGAGCAGUUUUGCCUCCUUGGAGGUGGAGGCUCCGGCGGUGGAGUUUGGCGACACCAUCAAGUCCCUGCGUAACAUAUUUAUGAUUCUCCUGCAGCGUGACCCGGGUUUCCUUGCGUCUGAGAUACUGCAGGUGCUCUUCUCCCUCCUAUGGGCCAAUGAUGCCCAGCUGACGGAGUUGGGGCGGAGGUGCAUUGCCAGCAGCCUCGACUUUGAGGAGGUGUACCCAACAUACGCGAAGGUCAUCCGAGACGCGGAACCCUCGUUGCUGACGAAGCUGCUGCCGCUCUUCGCGGCGGAGCUGCUGUCACCGGAGGUGUCGACGGACGCCAAACACGAACGCCGCGUGUGGCUCUUUCAACACGACUGUGUCAACGCCGUGAUUGCCGUCUUGGAGCGUGUGUUGCUUGCCCCGCACACCGUGGUGUGCUUUCCGCGACUCAUUCGACAGCUGUUUUGUUUUCUUUCCGUGUCAGAGUCGGCACAGGGGCGGGAACCGCGGCUCGCGGAUACACAACUGACACAUGUGUUCACAAAAAACCUUCCCUGCGUGGAGGGGGCGGAGUACCUCAUCCUCAUUGCCCAGUCCGUCCUUGAGGCCGCCACUUCAGCCUUUGACAAGUACCGAGACCACGCACAGCGGGUCAACACACACGGGCUUUUUGCCCUCUCGGUUCCGAAUUGCUCAGUGGAAAAGCCUGUGUUCAUCGAUCUCCUCCCACCGCUCUUGCAGUAUGCACAUGCGCACGCCAAGGACCUCGAGAGCGAUCUUCUUUCUGCCCUGCACCUCAUCCUAAAGAUGACAACGAAGGUGCACUCCAAUGCGCUUUUGGCGUGGGUGCUGCAGGGAAAGCAGACGGCGUUGCUGCCAUACUUAGACCUCGAUGCAGCCGCAGCAUACAGUGUCCUGCCGUACGUGGGUGACCGAGGCGAGAUUGAGCCUUUCUGGACACCCAUUCUGCAGGAGGCCCCGGAGCGUGCGGAGUUGCGCUUUAGCUCCGCGGGAGGUAUUGCUGUGACGCUGGGACGCUGGCCGGAGAAGGGGUUCUCCGUCUCUGCGUACUUUCGCUUUGAGGAAAUAUAUAGCAAUAUACAACUGUUUGAGUUUCUCGAUGGGGAGGCUUCGUUACCGCCGCUUGCAUCCAUCCGCAUUGCGGGCGGCGACAGUGUAAUUAUUCUCCAUGAUGGGAGGCGGGUGCCGGUCAACGAAAGCCACGCGCUGCCAGAUCUCGCACCGCAGCGAUGGGCGCAUUUUCUCGUCGUCAUGAGCGUGGCACACACCGUCAGUGUGUACCUUAACGCCAACAAAGUUGGGACCUGCACACUCCCCUACUUCCGCCCACACUCAGAGGUGACGAUGCACGUCGGCUUUGUCAAUGCCCCCGUGCACGAUGCCCUCUUCUCGAUUGGCGGGGUCGUGCUGUGGGAGGAGGAGCUGACGGCGCCGCAGGUGGAGGCGUACGCUGCCACAACGGAAUAUCAACCAAAUGUCUGUAAAAUUCUAGAACGUGAGAUACCACGUGAGCUUGCGGAGACUCACGAGGCGUUGCCCAUUGAGGACCGCAUCGCCAUGUUUGUCCCCUACGAAACCCGUGAUUCCCUGCUGGUUAACAUUCUGCAGAGGACGUCGAAGAGCUGUCCUAUUAUGGCCAAGCUCACUGGAAACUACGCAGUGGCGCCGAAGAACUGGAUUGACUACCGCGACCUCUUUUUAAGCCAGGGUGGUCUGCAGCACCUGCUCGACUGGGUCGCUGCAUCCGCCACUUCGGAGGAGUUGGCGCGGUACAUGGCGCUCGCGGCGGACUGUAUGCGGGGCGUCACCAAUGGCGGCACCAUGGAUUUUAGGACCUACGCCCUCCUUGGCUUUCAUCUCCGUCGUCUGGCCCAUCUCGUGACCCCGGACGUGUGUGACGGCCUCCUGCGUCUUGCCACGGCGAACGUGAGCGUCAAUGACGAGCUGCACCCUUUCAUCAUUAAUCGACUGGUGUUUGACCACAUUCUGCGAGAUAUUGAGCUUCUUGCGGGGAUGCCGCCAGACUCUGCGCUCUACCUGACAGGGAGCCUGGAGCGACUCUUUACGGUUGCCUCCUGCCGUUUUGCGCGGCGAAACGCCAACUACAUUCUGCCCUUCCGCUUUGUUGACGGUGUUCUUAACGGGUUGGUCUACGCAAAUGUCUCCUUGCCGUUUGCCGUGCGGGCCCGCCUGAUUUCCUGCGUGAAGCACAUCAUGAUUGCCACGGACUUUGAACCAAACAUCGUCCACAUUGUGGCGUCCACCGCGGCGGUGCUUACGCCGGGGGAGAUGGAGGUGGCGAGCCAGCUGCAGCCCGCACUGCGCGUCAAGCUUCCCAAGCCACGGUUUGCGGAGACGCGCGUGUCGCCCCAUGGCGCGUGCGACCUCACUCCUUUAAUUCUACGCAGUCUUGUGGAGUGCUGCAGCAGUAGCACGUUCCUCGCCGCCUUUGGACUCGUUGUGGAUCUCAAUUGGUACGCCGUUUGCGUCUCACGCUUUGCGGACGCCUCAUGCGUCGUCUACUCCACUCGACUCUUCUUUGAGGCGCUGCGAUCGAAUAUGGACCUGCGUCAGCAGGUGAUGCACCACCCCGCCGCCGUCGUGGAGGCCCUCUCCCCACACCGCCUAAAUGUGGACUUGCUGCUGCUUCUGCUGAGUCUCAGUGUGGGGGCGGAGAGGCGCAUUGACGUCCUUUCCUCAAAGCACCCACUCCUGCAACAAUUGGUCGGGAUUUUGGACUCCAUAACGCCGUUGUUAGACCCCGUCGUGGCACCCAUCUUCUCCAAGGUUCUCACGCUGCAUUUGACGGCGGCGUUGUCCACGCCUGCGUGCUUCCGACCAUGUGGCGCCAGUUCGGUGAUGCAGCGGCGCCUCUGUUGCUCCUACCGCCUGCACAGACCCUUUGCGCUGGCGCGGGUGUGCAGCAUACUCAUGCUUCAGAUAUAUGCCAGGCGUCUCCUGUUCCAGACGACCAAAGCCGGUGUCACGGCGGCGGCGGCGGCAGGCCGAGUGGCGUCGCGGCAAUCGUCGCCGAAUGAGGAUGGCUCCAGCAGUGACGUGGCGGCGGACGCCACGACGACGUUCCCGUGUUUUGGCAGACAUCGAAGGGCGCUGCUUGCAUUGCGUGUUUGUGUGUAUUUCUGGAAAGCCAUCCAACGCAGGCGAUACAGCAAAUUGCUGCAGCGUGUGAGUGGUGCUGCGCCCUUGAUGGUCGCGGAUGCCGACUCGGAAAAAACCCUCUUCAUCCUCCGCACGCUCCAGACUCUCCCGCUGAAGCAGGGUCUCUUUUUACCGUGCACACUUUCACCGUACCAAAUUGAGGCCCUCGCCUUCUUUGGGACCUUCCUGCAGCGUGAGGCCGUCUUGUCAAGAUGCGCGGAAAAGUUGCGGUCCCGCAACUUUGGGGCUGCGUCCUUUACCGCCGCCACCUCGCCGGGGUCGACGAUAAACACGGAGGCCACGGGAAGCAGCGAAGCCUCUGCAAAGCUUUCAAAGCCCUCUGACGAGGUGUGGUCCGCGCUGCUGACGCACGUCACCGGCACGGACGAUGCGGUCAAGCAUGGCGUUGGUGCUGCCGACGCCGCGGCGGAAGAAGAAGGCGAGGGGGAGGAACGAAUACGGCGACAAGAACCACACCGGCAGGGGCGGCAGCAGGAGAAGGGGGAGGAGGUGGCGAUGAGAAAGGAAGCGGUCGCCAAGUUAAGGCAAGAGGGGGAAGCGGAGCACCACGCGCAGAGGCCUACAACAGCCACACCGCCUACAGAACCCCGCAAGCGGGAAACGAGGUCGCUCUUGUCAAAUCCCUCUCCGCAGGACAAUCCAUGCGCACCCCGUUCGCCGUCGUUGUUUGCUGCCUCCGUUUCCACGGAGGCGGCAUCGUUGCCUGAAAGCAUGGAGGAGCGUGCUGCAAGCGCCAGUGAGAGCAAGCUGGAGCUUAUGCCAGGCGUUGGCAAUUCUUCUGGCGCUGACGGCGAUCUCGCUUCUGGACUUGCAGGACUUGUGCUGUCUGUUGAAGGAAGCACGUUGCACUCUGAGUUGGAGGAGGCUGUGAGUGCGGAUGUGGCGAUAGGCGCAUUUGCGCCCUUAACCAACUUGCCCUCUUCCACGACGAAGUCCCUGCAGGAGUCUGCUGUGGGGGUUUUGUCCCAUACCAUUCUUGCCUCACUGCUCAAUCUGCCUGUGACUGGGGGGUGGGUUGGGGGAGAGACAUACGGCUCCUGUGGUGCGCUGCUGUUUCAGCUGAUGCUGGUCACUGGCGCCAUGGCAAAUGCCGAGGAGCUGACAGCAACCUUGACGCACUUCGUCAUUGACCAGUUGCUGGUGUGCGUCGACUUGGUCGAGGGCCUCGUGGAACCAAAAGCCUCUUUUAUCACGUCGCUGAAGGGGAGUGGCUUGGAACACCGCGCUCGACGGGUUAAUUCGUCGCAGGACUCUGUAUCCGACGUAUUCGUCUUCAAUGUCUGUCGGCUAAAUGAGCUCUUGGUGCAUUUUGUUUCCUUCGAUGUGAUGCCGCUGUCGAGCCUCUCUCCGUAUUUUGUUUGGCUGCUUGGGUGGGCCUCCACCGCCUGGCCGCACCGCUCGCAGCAGCUGCUGCGAUCACAGGUUGUGAAGAGCUGCAUCGCCGUGCUUAACCGGCCCUCACUCAACGGAGUCACCCCUGAACAGAUGGAAAUCGUUUACAUGCUCUUGGGCCGCGUGCUCUGCCCGCAGUGGAUCAUGAAGGACAUGCUUGAGUGCUUACUGCGGGUGCUCCUCCGUCUAUAUACAUCGCUGCCGCCAUCCUCCAUGAAUGAGGCGGACGCGCGGCGACGGAAAGAGCUUGCCAUUUUGACUCUGCGCCUUAUGAUGCACACGUACGGAGGGAGCAAGGAGCUAAUCAAGGCACUCUCUGCAAGUGCGCUGCGGCAACGCAUUUCACUGUACAAGGAGUUUGCGGCAGUCCUCCUUCUACUGGAUGAGGCAGCGGCUGUUGCCGCCUUUGAGGCGUACUACCAAGAGAAUAUGACUACUGUUGACGGCGUUAUGUCCGGUCGGCCCAAGACAAAGGCGGAUAUCGCGUACAAAUCCAUGCUGAAGGACCGCAGUGAGUACGUGGAGCGCAUUAACAAAUUCAAGGAGGCCUACAGCAAGACGAUUGAGGUCGGGGAUAGCUACCGACGAGCGGAGCUUGUUCAGGUGUACACCGCCCGCUUCUCCUCCUGCGUCGGACACAUCUCUCCACUGAAGCCGUGUCAAUUGCAUUGGCUCGUGACAGAGCAGUGUUCCCUACAGCAGGCCAGCCCCUGUGUGCGUGCGCUGAAUUAUUUAGAUUCCCGCUGCAACUACACGACGGUGUUAUCAGAUCGUUUUACAGAGGACACCGCCUCCCUGGUGCCUAGCGCAGACAACUGUGAGCAGCAGCUCAACCACGUCUCCGCCUUGGUGCAGCCCUUUGCUAUGCGUUGCCGACCCUAUCUCUUGCAUAGCUCGGCCCCUUUUGUGGACAGCCGCUGCCGGGUGAGUCCUGCCGCGGUCUCACUGCUGCGAUACCUGCUCGAGCCGAAUGAGGUUCUGCGGUUCAUCAGCAACGGGUUCCGCAUCAAGGGCAUCCACGCCACCCCGUGCCUUAUCCUUCUGACUGACACCACGUUGAAGCUGAUCGGGUUCUCCCGCAUUACGGUGGCGGGGGACAUUGUUCUUUGCCAGUGCGCAAACGAAGAGGCAGGUGAGCCAGCUUUCCCCACCACCGGCAGUGUGGCGAAGAGUUCGAAGGCCAAGGGCGGUUACCAGCUAACUGCAUCGAGCUUCGCACUCUCCAUGACGAGCAAGCUGCAGCGUUUUCUCACCGACGGUGCUGGAAAGGAGCGACGGCGGCGUGAGAGGGAGGAACUCCAUGAUGGGACCAAAAUUGCACACUCGGUUCGACAAGCAUCGGGGAAUUCAUACCGGGACCUGUUUUGGGUGUAUUUACUGCAGAAUUUCCGUAGUGUGCGCAUGGCGUACUACAUGCAUCAGGACACCGCCAUUCUUUUUAAACUCAUGUACGCCGAUGGACCAAUGCUGUCGUUGGUAGACGCACAGCAGUCGAUGAAUACGUCUGCCCGGGACAAGUUUCUGGAAGUCUUGAAGGAGGUCCUCGGCACACAACGCUGCAAGUUUCAUGAGCACGCACAACGCGCCGCGAGGAUUCGGUCGAUGCUUAUCCGCUGGGCAGCAGGCUCAGUCUCCACCUACGACUACCUCACUUUUCUCAAUCGUGUGGCGGGCCGUACGAGGUUGGACUUUAACCAAUACCCCAUCUAUCCAUGGGUGCUUGCCGACUACAAGUCAAGCGAACUUGAACUGGACGCCGCGAAGACGUACCGUGACCUCUCCCUUCCCAUGGGGGCUCAGACAGAGGAGCGACGCCAGAAGGUGAUGCAGGUAUACCAGCAAAUGGUGGAGAUGCAAGAGACGGCGCCGGAGGGCGAAAGUGUCCAGCCAUUCCAUCAUGGGACGCACUACUCGACAAGCGGAGGGGUGUUACAUUUUCUCAUUCGUGUGGAGCCCUUCACAACAUUUGCCCGCAUCUUCCAAGGUGGCGAGUUUGACGUAGCCACACGUCUGUUUGACUCUGUGGAGGCCUCCUUUCAAUCGUGCGUAAAUGGCCCUACCGAUUGUAAGGAGCUGGUGCCGGAGUUCUUCUUUGAUGGCAUGUUCCUUGUAAAUACAAACCACUGCGCGUUUGGCGAGAAGUCAGACGGCACGGUCGUGAAUGAUGUGAAGCUGCCGCCCUGGGCGAAGGGCUCGCCGCAGGUGUUUGUCUCUGUCAUGCGGUACGUGCUAGAGAGUGAGUUUGUCGUGCAAAACAUUCAUCGCUGGAUUGACCUAAUCUUCGGUGUCCGCCGCCGCGGCAGGCUGGCCGUGGAGAGUUACAACGUGUUUCAGCGCAUGACGUACGGCGAGGAGGUGCUCCAGGCGCUAAAAAAGUGUGACAACCCGCACGACACCGACGUCAUCAUCGCCGAGGUGGACAACUUUGGGCAAACGCCAAUGCAGCUGUUUCAGGAGCGGCAUCCCGCACAGCGGGAGCUGGAGCCGUGCCAUCCCCCGAGUAGCACCAGCAGCGGUGGAACGGGUGGUGCCAAUUCCACGGCCAGCGGUGCUGUGCGACGCACUGGGCACACCUACACUACGGCCUUUCAAGAGCAAUUGCCGAAGGUGCUCGCGAUGAUUAUGCACGCCUUAGACUCCCCACAUGCAUGGUACACGUUGGAGGACCCAGUGCCAGGGAGCUUCCAGGCUCUACCUGAGUGCCUUGCAGAUGACAUUCUCAUUCAUGAGAGCGCUGUAAUUGAUUUUGCCACAACUCGAAGCGGACUAAAGAUGUGUUGCUACAAGUACGUCUCACCGGUGGACGACAUGGACCAUGUACUUUGUUGGAGUCAUGGUGAGCAUGUGUUGAGGCGGUUUGACAACACGAGAGGUUGUUUCUUGUCAUCUCUGCGGUGCAAUUUGGUCUGCGUCAUUCCCGCGAGUGUGAGUGCCCUUUGUGUGGGCUGUCGUGGGACGCUAAUUCUGCUCGGGUCUAGCAGCGGCAUGGUGCAUUGUCUUAGCCCCACCCGAAGUGAUGGCAUGCUGCUGCUUACCGCGACGCUGUGCCACCACACGCACCCCAUUGCGGGAUUUGCGCUGAACGCCAAAUUUGGCCGUAUUAUCAGCUUUACGGUAAGUGGCACGGACAGCCCGGUUGUGUGGUGCGUGCAGCAUCGACACACGGCGAAGUUGCACCUGCUCGACGCCGCCCUUCUGCUUCCGGCGGUGGACGUGGUCGACCUUGUCGUGGUAGCGGCCGCGGUUGACCCGAGAAGUGCAAAUUCUAUUAUCAUCACGCGUCGACACCUUUUGAUCUUUGACAGGCACGGCGAGCCGUACGGCGUCGGCGCUCUCCCCGGCCUGGACGAGGCCGCGCCACACUUGGAGGACGAAAAGGGGCAGGUUGGCUUUGCCGUGGAGAACGGCACCACGUUUAUCGCGAGUAUGACUGCCGUCACGACGUACGACACGCCCGAGUGGGCCGCUGGCAUGCAGCUUCUUCUCACGGGGCACGACGACGGCAGUCUGUCGCUCUGGCGGGCGGUGCGGCUGCCGCCUGACAAAGUCAAACACGGCCGCAUUGUGACUGUGGAGUACCACGGCCUGAUUGUGGCUGGCAGUCAAACCUCUCGUCUUGGCGCCGUCACGGCGCUCAGGCAGGAGCAGCCCGGCGUGCCGGUCUUCCUUGUUGGCUACGACAGCGGUGCGGUGAAGGUGCUGAGCUUCGAGAACCGCACCGCGGACACGACGAAGACGACAAAGACGUAA